UAUAUCCAUCAUCAUUUAUGUUCAUCAGCACGUUAUCGCACGCGCCGACUCUAUGUUCUCUCUUCGGUCCCUCUCUAUCUCUAUUUCCAUCUCCAUCUCCUUCGUCGUCGAAGCUCACUUAUCGCUUGUCAAUGGCGAGCUAUGUUCGAAUCGCAGUCGUUGGAGACGUUCAUGACGAUUGGAAUCUUCAAGAAGAUACAGAGGCUCUUCGAUUUUUGCAGCCAGAUUUGGUGCUAUUUACAGGCAUGUCCUUUUCUCUUUGCUGUUUAUCCACUUGAUGCAAUGGCUGGUGACUUUGGUAAUGAGAAUGUUGACCUUGUUAGAAGCAUUGCUGAUCUUAAAUUUGCUAAAGCAGUCAUAUUGGGAAAUCAUGAUGCCUGGAGUACUCAACAAUUUGCCGAAAGGAAGAAGGACCGCGUCCAACUUCAGCUGGAAUGUCUUGGUGAGGAGCAUGUAGGUUACCGGCGUUUGGACUUCCCUUCAUUAAAGCUGAGUAUUGUUGGUGGAAGGCCAUUUUCUUGUGGGGGUGAACAGUUGUUUCGGAAAAGACUUCUGGAUGCGAGAUAUGGAGUCCAAGACAUGAAUGGAAGUGCAAAGAGAAUAUAUGAAGCUGCUGUAGGAGCCCCUGAGGAUCAUUCAGUUAUAUUUCUUGCUCAUAAUGGUCCCACAGGUCUUGGUUCUAGUAUAGAUGAUAUAUGUGGAAAAGACUGGGUAUCUGGAGGUGGUGACCAUGGUGAUCCAGACUUGACACAUGCCAUCUCCCAGUUGAAAGGGACAACCAAAUGCUCUAUCCCUUUGGUUGUGUUUGGCCACAUGCAUAAAGAGCUGGCAUUUGGAAAUGGACUUCGAAAAAUGAUUGUGAUUGGGGCUGACAAGACUAUAUACCUAAAUGGGGCUAUUGUUCCCAGAGUUAGAAGGUUGAGUGAUGAACAUGGAACCAACUGCAAAAGCUGCACGAACAACGAAGGCCCAGUUUUCACACCCAAGGCAGAAGGCACAGUGCGAGCCUUCACUUUAGUAGAGAUUGUGGAUGGAAAAUUGGCGAAGAUUGCAGAAACUUGGGUUUCCGUUUUCGGAGACAAAACCAAGUCAGAAGAGGAGCACAUAUUAUUUAGUAGAGGAUCCAGAGGCUCCAAGCUUUGUGUGUAGAAUGGAAUUCUGGGUCGAUCAUGAUUAUCAUGUACUGAGGGAACCCUGCAUCAUGUAUAUCGAAGAUGUAUGCUCUUUUUCCAACCCAUAUAUAUUUAAGUGUAGAUAUGCCAUAUGGCAAAUCUUUUCUAAUUAUUAAUAAUAAGAAUAUUAUAAAUAAUAUUUUAGUUGAA
This is a messenger RNA of Cornus florida, 1322 nucleotides long. RefSeq lists its product as uncharacterized. Gene Ontology annotation, molecular function: hydrolase activity. Bases 142 to 1149 code for a protein of 335 amino acids. The transcript has 9 exons. NCBI's taxonomy places the organism in Eukaryota, Viridiplantae, Streptophyta, Magnoliopsida, Cornales, Cornaceae. The record is from RefSeq and is a predicted model, not a curated record.